This is a messenger RNA of Sinocyclocheilus anshuiensis, 9855 nucleotides long. RefSeq names its product microtubule-associated serine/threonine-protein kinase 4-like. Gene Ontology annotation, molecular function: protein serine/threonine kinase activity; protein binding; magnesium ion binding. The coding region runs from base 188 to 7990 and encodes 2600 amino acids. NCBI's taxonomy places the organism in Eukaryota, Metazoa, Chordata, Actinopteri, Cypriniformes, Cyprinidae. Gene Ontology annotation, biological process: peptidyl-serine phosphorylation; cytoskeleton organization; intracellular signal transduction. The record is from RefSeq and is a predicted model, not a curated record. The transcript has 29 exons.
CUGCGUAAAGCAGGACGCGAUACAAACUUCACUUUCUAUGGAUGUUUGUCAUGUUAUGAAGACUCAUGUUAGCUCAGAUUACAGCAGUACAGUGAAGGGACUGCUCUCGGGCGCUCAGCUGGAGCUCAGAUAAGACGUCCUUCAGCAUGUCAAUAGUUUAAAACAUUUAACGUGAUGUUGUAGGGCAAUGGAGAGUGAGCAGUCAGAAACAUUUGGAGGCGGCGGAGGCGAUUCAUCAGGAGUCGAGGCGAGAGCCGAGCCGUAUGAACCCGAACUACACUUAGAAGAAUUUAAAUGUCACUCCUCAGAUUUUGUAGGUCUUGACGAAAAAGUGAAGGGAAGUGAUUCUGAUGAAUGCAGCGACGAGAUAAAAUUGAGGAAUGGGGAUCACCUGGAAGAAGGAGAAAAUGAAGGGGACGAGGAUGAAAUGCUGGAUAACAUCCUCUACCCCCCCUCCAUGCCCUUCCGCAAGUCCAGCAACCCAGAGGUUUCUCACGGCUCCAGUUUAGCGCUGAAAUUUAAACGACAACUCAGUGACGAUGGCAGACAGCUCCGGAGAGGAAGCCUAGGGGGCGCUCUUACAGGGAAGUACCUGCUGCCCUAUGCCUCAACCCAGCAGACAUGGUCAGCUACGGGCUCAGAGACCACCAACCUGGUGCGCAUGCGCUCCCAGACCCUAGGCAAAUCUGCACCCUCUCUCACGGCAAGCCUGAAAGAGCUCAGCCUUCCCAGACGAGGAAGUUUCUGCAGAACGAGCAACAGAAAAAGUCUGAUAGGGAGUGGACAGUCAUCAGUCCUUCCUCGACCACACUCACCUCUGUCAUCACACACAGGCACCAGUCCGCAAGACAGCCCUAGAAACUUCUCCCCUAGUGCUUCAGCUCAUUUCUCCUUCACACGCAGAACUGAUGGGCGACGCUGGUCCUUGGCAUCCCUUCCCUCCUCUGGCUAUGGAACAAACACACCCAGCUCUACCGUCUCUUCGUCCUGUUCAUCACAGGAGAAGCUCCAUCAGCUGCCUUUCCAGCCCACACCAGACGAGCUCCACUUCCUGUCCAAGCAUUUCUACACGGAGAGCAUUUCUGGAGACGACCUCAGGAGAGCUACGCCUAUGCGGCCACGUUCUCGCAGUCUCAGUCCUGGAAGAUCCCCAUCAUGCUGUGACCAUGAGAUUAUCAUGAUGAAUCAUGUGUACAAGGAAAGAUUUCCCAAGGCCACAGCUCAGAUGGAGGAGCGCAUCAAGGAGAUCAUUCAAAGCAACUCCCCUGAGAAUGUCCUGCCUCUGGCUGACGGUGUCCUCAGCUUCGCACAUCAUCAGAUCAUUGAGUUGGCCAGAGACUGCUUGGAAAAGUCCUGUCUCGGCCUCAUUACCUCACGAUACUUCUGUGAGCUCACGGAUAAACUGGAAAGGCUCUUUCAGGAGUCAACUGAGCGAUCGGAGAGUGCAGAGGUGACCUUCAUCAAGGAGCUGGUGAAGAAGAUUCUCAUCGUCAUCGCCAGGCCUGCUCGACUCCUUGAAUGUCUGGAGUUUGACCCUGAAGAGUUUUAUCAUCUCCUGGAGGCUGCAGAGGGUCAUGCCAAAGAGGGCCAAGGCAUCAAGACCGACAUCCCGCGCUACAUUAUCAGCCAACUUGGUCUGACAAGGGACCCGCUUGAGGAGAUUGCCCAGUUAACUAGCUACGACAGCGGGAUUGCAGAAACUCCUGAGACUGAUGAGUCUGUCAGUUCCCACAGUUUGAGCGCAGCACUGCGGUCCCGGCGUAAACCCUGUGAGCUCGACUUUGAGAUGAUCAAAGUGAUCAGUAAUGGGGCUUAUGGUGCGGUGUAUUUAGUGAGACACAAAGAGACUAAACAACGUUUUGCCAUGAAGAAGAUUAACAAGCAGAACCUGAUGCUGAGGAACCAGAUCCAACAGGCCUUUGUGGAGAGAGACAUCCUGACUUUUGCUGAGAACCCUUUUGUGGUCAGCAUGUACUGCUCCUUUGAGACUCGCAGACAUCUUUGCAUGGUUAUGGAGUAUGUUGAAGGAGGGGAUUGUGCCACGUUGCUGAAGAACAUGGGUCCUCUCCCUGUGGACAUGGCUAGAAUGUACUUUGCCGAGACUGUAUUAGCCCUGGAAUAUCUCCACAACUAUGGAAUCGUCCAUCGAGAUCUCAAACCAGACAAUCUGUUAGUCACUUCAAUGGGACACAUCAAGCUGACAGACUUUGGCCUAUCGAAAGUGGGGCUGAUGAACAUGACCACUAACCUCUAUGAGGGUCACAUUGAGAAGGAUGCUAGAGAGUUCUCUGAUAAACAGGUGUGUGGGACACCUGAGUACAUUGCACCAGAAGUAAUCCUAAGGCAAGGUUAUGGGAAGCCAGUGGACUGGUGGGCAAUGGGCAUCAUCCUCUAUGAGUUCCUGGUGGGCUGUGUACCAUUCUUUGGAGACACUCCAGAAGAACUGUUCGGCCAGGUCAUCAGCGAUGAAAUAAACUGGCCGGAGGGAGAGGAUGCGCCACCAGCUGAUGCUCAGGAGCUGAUCACCCUACUGCUCAGACAGAACCCUCUGGAGCGCCUCGGCACUGCAGGAGGGGCGUAUGAGGUCAAGCACCAUCAGUUCUUUCACAGUCUGGACUGGAACAGCCUGCUGAGGCAGAAGGCAGAGUUCAUCCCCCAGCUGGAGUCUGAGGAUGACACCAGCUACUUUGACACACGAUCUGAUAAAUACCAUCACUUGGAAACUGAGGAGGAGGAGGAUACCAAUGACGAAGAUUUCAAUGUGGACCUGCGGCAGUUUUCCUCAUCUUCACACCGAUUCUCCAAAGUUUACAGUAGUCUGGAUCUGUCUCGAGGACAGCUGGAAGAGAAAGGAGAACAGCCAGAGAAGACAACAGACAGUCCUCUCACUGUUGACUCUCUGAGCUGGACUCCAGACUUUACUGAGAUCCCCUCUCUCUCUCAUUCAUCUGACACUGAGAGCACCAGCUUGAGCAGAUGUUCCAGUCUUCUUCCUAAGUUUGCCAUCUCUGCAGAAGUGGAGGACGGUGAGGGCUCCCUGGCUCUGGAAGACCCCAGUAAAGUGACCUUUAGUAUUGGGGAGUUGCCUCAAGAUGAUCCUGAUCCCACCACUCCUUGUAGCACCAUCAGUAACUCCACCCUCUCAGGCAGUUUCUCUGAGCACCUGGAUCAGGCACCUUCACGGGGAGAUGGAGUGGACAGUCUAGACAGCUCCUGUAAGCCCUCCUCUGAUACAGCCUCCUUCCUGACUGCUCCCAAACCUGAGGCCACAGAAAAACAGUGUGCAGUCAGCAAAGUCCCAAAAUCAGUGUCCACCAGCGCCCUGUCACUAAUGAUUCCUGGAGAUAUUUUUGGUGUGUCACCAUUAGCAAGCCCCAUUUCUCCAUACUCGCUGUCAUCAGACCCAUCCUCUAGAGACUCCUCCCCCAGCAGAGACUCCUCCCUCAGUGGUGUAAUCUGUCGUCAGCCAAUCAUCAUCCAUAGCUCGGGGAAGAAGUUUGGCUUCACUCUGCGAGCGAUCCGGGUCUACGCAUGUGACAGUGAUGUUUAUACAGUUUAUCACAUGGUCUGGAAUGUAGAGGAUGGUGGCCCUGCUCACAAGGCUGGUCUUAAGGCUGGAGACCUGAUCACUCAUGUGAAUGGAGAAACCAUUCAUGGGCUGCUUCACACUGAGGUGGUGGAACUAUUGCUAAAGAGUGGAAGUAAAGUCACGAUAUCCACAACCCCUUUUGAAAACACUUCUAUCAAAACUGGUCCAGCUAGAAGAAAUAGUUACAGAAGCAAAAUGGUGAGAAGAACCAAGAAGCCAAAGAAAGAGAAAACUCAAGAAAGGCGGCGUUCAGUGUUCAAACGUUUUGCCAUGCAACCCUCUCCACUUUUACACACCAGCCGUAGUUUCUCCUCGCUAAACCGCUCACUGUCUUCAGGAGAGAGUCUACCUGGAUCUCCCACACAUAGCCUCUCGCCACGCUCCCCCACAGCUGCCUUUCGCCCAACACCUGACUUCAACCAGUCAGGUGGCAAUUCAUCACAGAGUAGCUCCCCCAGUUCCAGCGCACCUAACUCACCAGCAGGCUCUGGCCACAUCCGACCCAGCACUCUGCAUGGCCUGGGUCCCAAACUACCUGGACGGUUACGUCAGGGUCGACGUAAAUCAGCAGGGAGUAUUCCCCUCUCACCUUUGGCUCGCACACCCUCCCCGACCCCUCAGCCUCAGCCGACUUCUCCUCAGCGGCCCCCAUCUCCCUUGCUGACUCACACUGUGGGAAACGCCAAAACUUCUCAGGCCUUCCCUGCCAAAAUGCACUCACCCCCCACUAUUGUACGCCAUAUGGUGCGAACUAAAAGCGCAGAGCCUCCUCGGUCCCCGCUCUUGAAGCGAGUUCAAUCCGAGGAGAAGCUUUCCCCCUCUUACGCUGGUGACAAAAAACAUUUAUGCACCCGAAAGCACAGUUUGGAGGUCACCCAAGAAGAGUCUCAAGGGGAGGCCUCAUCUAUAGGGGAGCAUAUCCCACCAUGCAUAGAGGAGAGCACUUCCUGUGAGCCACCCACUAUUACUCGGGUGAGGCCUGCUGAGCAGGGCUGCCUGAAGCGGCCUGUCUCUCGCAAAGUUGGUCGACAGGAGUCAGUAGAGGAGAUAGAUAGGGAGAAGCUGAAGGCUAAAGUGGUGGUGAAGAGGCAGGACUGGGCUGAGAGACGAGAGUCUAUGCAAAAACAAGACACCGUGCAAGAUGUGGAAGGUGCUGCUGCUGAAGGUAAGGAGUGGAGUGUCCUUACACGUCCCAGUGUGAGACCCCAGAGUUCUGAAUCUGGAUCCCUGGACAAGUCUACAAAUGCUACUUUGAAGGAUGUCCUCUACAAAAAACUAAACUCAAGAGUCUGUGAGAGCAUAGCUGAGUCUGUCACCAGUGGGGAAUGUGUAUCACUUUUAAGUGAGAAUGUGAGGUCGCCGCCUUGUCAAUCAGAGCGACAAAUGUCUCGGUCAAUGAAGGAAAGUAAACCAGAGAGAAUAGAUUUCAAAGCCUCCAACAUUGAGUUUGCCAGAAAGAGACAGUCCUUUGAGGAUAGGGAGGAAUCCUUGUGUCGAAUAUCCUCUGGUGUUCAUGAAAGCAUUCAUUUCAACACCACAAGGUCCAAAAGUCUUCAGCUGGAUUCUGCGUUAGCUUUAGAACAUGUUAAAGGGGGCAUGUGCAACAUCCAUGGCACUUCUGAAACUUUGGCCCCUAAGCUUUUUAGUGGGAGAGGAGAGAGCGCAGUAGAAAAACUUCAGAUGAUUGCUUCUGAUGGUCCUAUCAGGAAGACCUCCUCCGAGUACAAAUUGGAGGGAAGGCUUGUGUCCUCUUUAAAGCCACUAGAGGGCACCUUGGACAUUGGUCUGCUUUCUGGGCCUCGGGUAUCCAAGACUGACACGUGUCUUUCCAAAAUGGCAGACAGCCAUGGUCAAAGUACUAUGUUGGCAGAAGAUCUAUGUGGAAAACAGAAAACCACAGAGAAAAAGAAAAGUCAACAUGCAGGGACGUCUGGCACACUUAACCAUAAGGACAAUGUGUAUUUGAGCAGUAAAACCAUUACAAAAGAAGAGUCCAUUUCCAAUAAGGACUCUACAAUAAGUCCUGCUUGCAAUGAGGCCUUGCAUGAUAGAAAUAAAUUUCAUGAUGGAAUGAAGUUUCAGUUUACAGCCACCAAAGUGGAGUCCAUAGACACAAGUGUGAAAUCGGAGACUAGGCUAAAGACAACUCAGGAGAUGAGAGCUGCACGACACAGUGCUCACUUUGCAUGUGGGAAAACGCCUUCCAUCAGGGAAGUCAGCAAUGAAGACCAGGAAGACGACAUGGAAAAUAUAGAGGAUACAUCUCCAAAGCAAAAUGAAACUCAGCAGACACAACCGGUCCUUAGUAAAACAAAUCAACCUGACGAAUUCCGAGUGUCUUCUGCUGUUAUUGCUGAACUCAACUCUGUCCAGCAAAACCCAGAAGCAAAUUCUGGCAAAAAUAAUAGUAGGCUGAGUGAGACACCAACUACUUCACGCAGUUCAGCAAUGUCUACUAAGAAGGAUAGCAUAAAUGAAGACAAACCAGGCGAUACAAAGACCACUGCAGUGAUAAAGCAGAUCUGUUCAUCAGAAGAUGUUAUGGACAAUGCAGGUGCAACAUCAAGCCCAACUGUGGCUGCAACCAAGACUCUGAUAGAUAGAAAGGAUAGGGCUGGUAGCACCAAAGACUUUCUUGACAUCAAUCCAGAGCAUCUUCAAGAUUUGAAGGAAAGCAAAACAUCUAGCAGAGUAAAAAGUUUAGACAAACAUGUACAGUCUGCACUGGGAGACAGAGCUGAUGCUAAGCCAACCUCAGCUGACUCAGGGCAGGCUAAACCAGAGAUAUCUGUCAAAGAAACAGCACCCAUCCCACAGAGUCUAUCUUUAGCUUCCUCCGUCACAACAUCCAUUGUGUCUCCUGUCUCAGCACCAGCAGAUGCACCUGAGAUCCCUAUUAUUAAAAGCUCAUUGUCUCCCAGAUCUAACCUUCAAAGAAAAACCACGUCAUCUGCCAUUGCUGCCCCGUUGAAGGACAUGCCUGCUACUGAUUCAAAAUCCCAUGCCUGUGCAAGCACCACCCCACAACUUUCUGGGUUGGCUGAAGUAAAAACAACCAGCAUCCAACCUCCACAGUCUGAUCAGAUUUGUUCCAAAAUUUCAAGCUCUGUUGACUUGGAAAAUGGACAGACAGCAAGUAUUUCAGUUCAACUCUCCAAACAAAUCUCAGACCGAACACAAAAUUCCUGUGCAUCAAGUGGUAGCAGAGAAUUCAGUGUGCAAACCCAUCAGUCUCAACAGGGCUUAAACAAAAAUCAACAUGCAGACAAAGUAAAUCCUCCGGAAGCAAGUAGCCAAUCCAGUUUAAUGGCGAAGGAUACUAAAAACCUGCCAGCAUGUGGAGUUAAAAUGGACUCGAGAGAUAAAAUGGCCUCUAAAAAGGACUUCAGGUGCAGUGAGAGUGAAAAGAUUACCUGUGCCUCUAACCCUAACCCUUCAGUCAAAGCUGAAGUUUCAAAUAACUGUGAAAAGCGGGAAGCCAUCUUCAGAAGCCAAGUAAGCACAUCAAAGGACACGGGUGCAAGCCCACCAAAGACUAGAAGUUGUGACACUUCAACAAAAGACACUGUGCAUGUGCAGUCUGCAAUUAAAACAGAAGAAAAGCAGAAAUUCAAGAGUGUUCUUGAUGUAGACACUGAGAAGGCCAAUAAGCAAGUUAUGGACAUGCCCAUUACAGAGACAAGUGCAGCACAGACUGCAAUAAAACAGACGCAAAAGUCUUAUAGUGCGGUAUUAAAACAAACCCCUUUGAGUUUGAAAAACAAGCCACGAGUAGACUCGCCGCUUGUUAUGCAGUCUAUUGGGAAGGCAGUUGAAGAUAAGAGAAAGCAGGAAAACAUAGCACAGCUACAGCCCAUUGUCAAAGACAACAUAGUAAAACCAAAGGAGCUAAGAGAGUCAGUCCUGUCUACGCCCAAAUCUCAGCUUCACAAAGAGACCCACACUGGUUCUCGAGGUGGCUCCGUGCCGGUGUUGCCUGUACCAGCUGUUAAAAUCCAUGUGUCUAGUGGGCUUCCUCCUGGUAAGGGCAGCGCUGCUGUAGUUGAAAUACUCGGACCUUCCUCAGAGGAACAAGUGAAGUCCAGAAUUGACGUUCCAAGAUCAGAGUCUUUCAAGGGCUCCAGCACCAAAGGGACAACUACUAGUACUGAUUCCAGUCCUGACCCUAAACAUGCCUCAAGUGAGUCAAAGGUGACUGACAAACAGAUUUCAUCCAACCGAAAAGAGCAAGUGGAAAAGAAGAGAAAGGAUACUCAAGAUACAUCAUCAGCACCCAAAACUAACCGCAAAGACUCAUCAAGAGGCAUGCCUUUGGCAAAGGAUAGUACUACUAUUGAAAAAGAUUCAGUCCGUUCUAAACAAACAAAGGAUACGCCACGUGGUUCAACUUGUAAAAAGUGAUGUAUUGUAUUGUAGUUGCCAAGCGUAUUGAAUUUUAAAAAGACUAUGAGGAUGUAAACAUAAUUUUUUGUCUAUAUGUAAUAUCAUGAAGCCUUCCUAUCUGAGGACCGGUGAAGCUGUUACUUUGGGUUUUCAUAAGAAACCAGAGAUGAAUUUGUUUGUUUGUGUUGUGAUCUAUAAUGCUUUGUUAAUAUUAUGUCUAAAAAAGUGUAGGCUGAAUGUUGACUUGUUUUGCUGCUGAUUUGUGGUCUUGUUUUAGAUCUCGCAAAAGCGCCAAAAUUAGUCAUUGUAUUGUGUUGCGGUGUGAUGUAACGAGUGGCGUGUGCAAUAACUGGGGAGACGGAGUGUAGAUGCCUUUUUAAAGGAUUUAAUGAACUGUGCCAAUCCUGGUGGAGUGUAAUUGUACCAAACAAAAAGCACCUUAAAUUCAGAGCUGAAGAUGCAUGUUAACUGACUGUGUAAAAAAAAAAAAAAAAAAAAAAAGCUUCAUGCUUAUUCAGGCUAGUGUUAUUAUGUAUUAUACUGGUUUCUGAUGUAUUUAAAAACCACUAGGAAAAAUAUAUGUAGCAAUGGUGCUAUUAAUGUGCAGAUCACUUAUUUUAUUUUUAUUUUUUUCACUGCUUUUUUUUUUUUAUUUUGGACCUUAUCAGCAAAGUUUUGUUUUGGGUAGUGGUGCACAGAGGGAAAGCACUUUGUCCUGUGCUUCUCACCUGGAACUAUUUUAUAUUGGAAUCAUCUUAUGGUUCUGGAAUCAUAGUGGAAGGGGCCUUCGAGUUUUUUUGGGGAAAUAUGACUUGCUGUUCUUAGCAGGUCAUGGUGAAAUUCACAUUCCUUUCACAUAUAUUAUUUUUUAUGCAAUAUAUUGUAAAUACAGCAGCAUUAAUUGUACAGAGGGGUCGGUUGAAAAUGAGUGUUGUAUGUUUUAUAUGUAUAUAUUUUGUUAUGUCAUAUGUUUGUAUAUUGUACUUAAUGUUGGUCUCCUAUUGAUGUUAUCUGCUCAGUAAUUGUGCUCAUAUAGAGUCUAGAGUCUAUCUAGCAGAAUAAUGAUAGUCUCACUCUGAAAUGAAGUGUACUUGAAGUUUCACUAAGGUAUGUAGGGGUUAACCACAUGCAUUUUCAGAUAUGUAUUUUAAGUGACGCAGCAGAGUUGCUCUCCGAAUGUUCAUCAUACUUGAUGCCGCUAACAAGGAAAUCAUGCAUUUACAUAAAAACAGGGACAAGACAGAUGUAGCACAUUAUAUAAAAGGCAAGUUUCAGAGACUGAACCCCGUGAUUAGUUUGCUACUAUGUAGAUUAUAUACAAUCUGUUUAAAAAAAAAAAAAAAAAAAAUCUCAAGCUUUUAGGGCUAACAUUUGGCAUACAGGAACAUGAUGUAUUUCCCCUAGUUUGGUUAAAAGGGCUUAUACACUGAUAAUCAAAUGUGCUUUAGCAACACUUGUGGUAUGUCAGGACUUGUGAUAAAUGUCAGGAGUUUCACUGCAUGUUUGUUCUUCAUGUCCAAUCAGUUUCUUACAUAUUCAUAUGCAAAGUACAACACUUGCAAAUGGGAAUUGUGUAAUACUUUAUUAAAUGCAUUUGUGCUAUUAACAUUUCUAGUCACGUAAUAGAACUGCUAAGCGCAUUUCCUGCACUUUUUACCUUUGAAACCUUUCAAAGCUCUCUUCCCUUUUUUAAAGGUUGUGUCCAAACAUUAAAAAGCAUAUUUGCCAUUAGUUGUGCUUUAUUUGACCUUUAGGUAGUUGCAUUGUGACCACUGAAGUUUAGCAUCAGAACGGAGAAGAGGAUGAAUCAUUGUGUCUUUUGGUAUUUGGUCUUAACUUUAAACUUGCUAUAGCUCUGCUGGUAUGUAUACAUCACAUACCAA